Prunus armeniaca (apricot) is the source of this 243-nucleotide messenger RNA. NCBI's taxonomy places the organism in Eukaryota, Viridiplantae, Streptophyta, Magnoliopsida, Rosales, Rosaceae. The record is from the annotation of a GenBank genome assembly.
AUGUCUAACCUGAGAAGGGUGUUGGAGAGGCAAAAGCGAGAAGAUGAAGAAAUCAGGCACAGACGUGCUGAAGAAGAUCGUGAGGCCGAUGAAGAGGAGGAAGAAAUGGUUAUAGCGGUGUGUAUACUCAAUGAAUCAAGGCAACACCACCGUCGUCGUGCCCUGAAUGUGGACAGACAUAGGCAGUCUCGGGGUAAGAAUUUCUUGGAAGAUUUCUUGAACACGUCAUCAGUUAACGUCUAA